CAACACGAGCAAAAAGAAACUCCAACUUUAAAGAGCAGAGUUCACGUCAACAGAGGAGCAAAGUCCACAUUCCUCCUGCGAUCCUUCCUGUCUGGAGGCCCCGGGCUGCUCAUAAGGGGGCUCCUCCCGGAUCCAAAGGUCCUCCUGCGUGGGCACAAGGAAGUCAGAGGAGGAGAAGGAGUCCACCAGAGGGAUGGGAGCGCAGGAGGAGGAGGAGGCUCCUCCGCCGGAGAAGAACAAGCAACACAAGAACAGCAAAGAGGUUUUCUUCUCCGUCCUGCCGGAUCGAUACGAGCCGCUGAUCGAGGAGGAGGAGGAGGAGGAGGAGGAGGAGAGGAGGAGGAGGAAGGAGGAGAAGAAGAGCAGGAAGAAGAAGAAGUACAAGAAGUACAGGAAGAACGUGGGCAAAGCGCUGCGCAUCAGCUGGCGCUGCCUGAUGCUCGGCCUUCAGAACAUGGCGUCCGUUUACUCCACCCCCGCCUCCGCCGCGUCGGUGGUGGUGACGGAGGUUCACCGAACCGCUGGCAGCAAAGCAUGAUGGGAAAUGGACGGGCCACCCAACUGUACCGUGGACGACAGCCAUUUAGUCUCCUUCUCAUAUAUAUAUACAUAUAUGUAUAUAUAUAUAUAUAUGUAUAUAUAAAAUCCCAAAUCCUUUUUCCAUCAGAUUCCUAUCAAAACUAAACUAUAUAUAUAUAUAUAUAUAUAUAUAGCAUUUGGGUUUUUGAAUUUUUUUGAGUUUUAAUAAUGUGAUAUAAAACAUAUAUCUGCUUUGUAUUCAGUGGUUUUAAUGUGCGAUAUACUUUCAGUUGUGUUGUGUGAAUCCAAAAUGUGAAAAUGUUUUCGGGGUCUCCUUUGUUCCUUCCCUACCUCCUUCCCUACCUCCUUCCCUAUACCCAUACUCCUCUUUUGAUCCUGAUUGAUCCUGAUUGAUGGAUAAAUAAAUUCGUUCCCCGGCUUGA
This is a messenger RNA of Gasterosteus aculeatus aculeatus (three-spined stickleback), 962 nucleotides long. RefSeq names its product required for drug-induced death protein 1. The record is from RefSeq and is a predicted model, not a curated record. Lineage: Eukaryota; Metazoa; Chordata; Actinopteri; Perciformes; Gasterosteidae.